This is a messenger RNA of Loxodonta africana (African savanna elephant), 7602 nucleotides long. It is a transcript of the gene C1H6orf89, whose product is annotated as chromosome 1 C6orf89 homolog. The record is from RefSeq and is a predicted model, not a curated record. Lineage: Eukaryota; Metazoa; Chordata; Mammalia; Proboscidea; Elephantidae. The transcript is spliced from 8 exons. Bases 1003 to 2049 code for a protein of 348 amino acids. Gene Ontology annotation, cellular component: nucleolus; Golgi membrane.
CCCGAGGCUGGGGUGGGUGGGGAGGCCGCCCCGUGACAGCCUCGCCGUCGCGCCCUUCUGUGACAUCUCGCAGCCGCUACCUCGCCGCUACUGUCAUCCCUUGCUCCCGCGCUGACACCUUUUCUGAGUCUCGCGUUUUGCAGGCUGACAGCAUACCCCGGCAGCUCCCCUGGGGUCGGCACCCUUUAGACACCCCCUUUCAUUCCUUGCCUUCUCAGGGGAGGGCAAAGCGUGGUCGACGCUGCUUUGAACUUGUUUGGGAGGCGUCACAGCAGCAACCCGAACAUGAGCGGUGCUAGCGAAGUCCGAAUUUCACUGCUCUUUUGACAGAUUUUAUUUUUAUUAUCCUGAAACAUCUUUCUAAAAUAAUUGUUAAGAGGGGGAUAUGUUUUUUAACUAUAGACUUGGUACGUGAUAAAUGUGACAUCUUGCAUUUCAGAAAGGAAUAUGACUCGGUUGAUUGAUACGAGUAAACGAGCUGUUUCUAAUUGCCUUCUAGUACAUGGCAAUGUCUGUCUAGUGUUCUGUAAUAUUUUUAAGACCAUUAACCGUGCAGACCGCACUCUUUCUGGUCAUAGAGUCCUUAUAGCCCUCGUAUUUGUUAAUGUAUUUCUUUUGAAGCAUGAGUCUUCAGACACAUUUUAAUAAAGACUACUCCCAGAUACUAAGUAUUCUGACUUUUUCUGAUUGCACAUUUGGUAGUUCCCAUGGUGGAGGUUUCCUAUGACCAUCUCUCCCUUAAAUUCUUUUGUUUGAAUUUGUUAUCACAGUUUUUUUCCAAGGAAAGACAUGCCUUAAACUAACUAAAUUCGACUUUGCUACAUUGAAGUUUUGGCUGAAGGUUCACCUAAGCAAACUUGCAUGUCAGAGGCCCUAUCUGCCCUGUCAGGUCCUGACUGCCUUGGACUGAAACAGUUUCAAGAUCUGCUUUGAAUCCCUGGUCCUUCGCUGCUGCCCUAGGAUACUUCAGAGAAUGCCCAAGUGGAUUUUGUAUUGGAAGACAUGGAUCUUGCUGCCAACGAGCUCAGCAUUUAUGACAAACUUUCAGAGACUGUUGAUUUGGUGAGGCAGACAGGCCAUCAGUGUGGCAUGUCAGAGAAGGCAAUUGAAAAAUUUAUCAGACAGCUGCUGGAAAAGAAUGAACCUCAGAGGAGAGCACCCCAGUAUCCUCUCCUUAUAGCUCUGUAUAAGGUCCUUGUGACCCUGGGAUUAAUCUUGCUCACUGCCUACUUUGUGAUUCAACCUUUCAGCCCAUUACCACCUGAACCAGUGCUUUCAGGAGCUCACAGCUGGCGCUCGCUCAUCCAUCACAUCCGGCUGAUGUCCUUGCCCAUCACCAAGAAGUAUAUGCCAGAAAAUAAGGGAGUUCCUCCACGUAGGGAUGACGGAGACAGGCCCUUUCCAGACUUUGAUCCCUGGUCGACAAACAACUGUGAGCAAAAUGAGUCAGACCCCAUCCCUGCCAACUGCACGGGCUGCACCCAGAAUUUACCCCUCAAGGUAAUGCUCCUGGAAGAUACUCCUGAGAAAUUUGAGCUACUCCAUCCUCUGGUGAUCAAGACGGAAAAGCCCCUGUUAUCUGAGGAGCUUCAGCAUUUUUUGUGUCAAUACCCUGAGGCGGCUGAAGGCUUCACCGAAGGGUUUUUCACCAAGUGGUGGCGCUGCUUUCCUGACCGGUGGUUCCCGUUUCCUUAUCCAUGGAGAAGACCUCUGAAUAGGUCACAAAUUUUACAUGAGCUUUUUCCUGUUUUCACCUACCUACCAUUUCCAAAAGAUGCCUCCUUGAAAAAAUGCUUCCUUCUUCACCCGGAACCUGUUGUGGGGAGUAAGAUGCACAGAAUGCAUGACCUAUUUACCGUUGUCAGUGGUGAGGCCAUGUUGCAGCUCAUCCCUCCCUUCCAGUGCCGGAGACACUGCCAGUCCGUGGCGAUGCAGCUAGAGCCAGGGGAUAUCGGCUAUGCCGGUGCGGCCCACUGGAAGGUCUACAUUAUAGCCAGAGGGGACCAGCCAUUGGUCGUCUGCGAUGGAACCACCCUCUCAGAACCGUAGGAAACAGAACACUACACAAGAACAGCUUUGAGAGCUGAAGACCAGGCCAAAAGGGGGAAAAUAAAAACAAUGACGCUGCUCUCUGGGGGUUGGUUACUUCUAGUUACCGGCUCUUUGCAUGUGUGUGAGCCAGCCAUGUGCUGGAGGCAGUGGCCAGCGCCCACCCUCCUGAAUCUUCAUGCACAUGGCCUGGAAGGUUUCCAACCCCUGCUACUUGGCCAGGACUCUGCCAGCACCUGCCUGUGAGAGACUGGGCUCUUCAGGCCUUUUGGCCUCCAGGCUGCCCCCCAGGCAAGGAAUAGGUUCGAUGCCCUCUGUCACCUGCAUGGGCAUAAUCUCCUCUGCUGGCUCCCUGGCCACAGAGAGGCAGCCAGCAGAUCCCAACUUCAGAGAGAUUCUUUACCAGGUGGUCCUGCUUAUCCCCUGUCUUCCUGGCCACGUCAUCCUGUACUUUCUGGAAAGCCAUGGCUGAGUAAAUAAACCAUUGCAAUUUCCCACGCAGAACGGAAUCUAGAACCAGUGGAAGAGAUGAAAUAACUGUGCAUUUCACUCAGAAGGGCACUUCUUUGCCAGUGUCCAGACACUUGGAGACUCGGUGACGCCAGGCUGGAGUCUGACUUUAAUUUGUAAUGGUAGUUCCUAAGGUACUGCUUUUCCCCCGUUUUGUCAGGUUCUCAUACCCCGCCCCACUAGCUCGCCUUCUCCCUUGCCUGUCUGGUUGCUUUCUCAGUUUGGCUCCCGACCUUCCCUCCCUCGGCCAGGCGGAGCCCUGACUGCCAAGGCAGCACCACUCCUGCCCAUUGUGCUGCCUUCACGGGUCCUCAGAGGGGACAAGUUAGCUGGCCUGGGAGAGGGUGCCUCACUGGGUUUGAUCUACUGGCUACAGUUCUGCAGGGCAAGAUGUUUUACAGAUGUGUCAAGCCGAUGUUGUAAUGUGGCUGGGGAGGAACGCCAGACACAGAGUGUUUGCCAGCUGGGUGUGUAACUGUGUGAUCCUCUAUUUUAAAACGAUUUCUCUUGUGCUGGGAAACAAGGUGAAGUGUUUUAUUUUCUGUAAUAUAAAGCUGUGUCCUUUCAUUUCAAUGAUUCACUAUGCACGUUGUUUUUCCCAAGUGUUUUCCGUAUGUAUUAAUCAAAUGGUGUAAAUAAGGACACUCUUGCUCCAUUUUCCUUUCUUGAUACUGCUAGAUACCUGGCCACUGGUCACGCUUUUGCCAAGAUGAAGAAAAAACAAACCACACUGCAGUCUCUGAUUCUGAAUCACAGAAAUCAAGUGGCUAUAGUAGGUGUCUGUAUCAUAGUUACAGGCCAGAGCAGACAGUGGUGAGGGAAGGUGGUGGGGACCCCUGUGGGCUCCUCUUAUCCUUGGAGGAGUCCCUGCGCCUUGUCUCCCAAGCCCUCUCUCUCUGUGCACACUUUCUGAGCAGCCGUGGGGAUCGCCAAGCACUCAAGUGGCCUGUCUGUCUGUGGGGUUAUAAAGGACAAGCCGUGUUCACAGGGCUGAGGGCUGGAAACACUCAGCCUCCUCCAUGGGUCUGAGUGAAACCAGAGUAGAUGGUACCUGAGGGAAUUCUUCGCUAAAAGAAAUCAGCCUCUUGUGUGGAUUAGAACAGGAAAAACAAAUCUCUUUGUACAUAUAAAAGUCACAGUGCUAAACAAUUAUGAUUUGAGAGCUUUUAAAUCAGAAGGAUCAUUUAGAGGUCAGCUUUGUGCAAGCUUUUUGAGCCUUCCACAGUGUCUUAACCCGGGGAAGGAGUAGAUGUAAACAAGUUCUUUAGAGUCCUCUCAAAGUUUUAUAAAUUAGGCCCUUUGAGUUAAUAAAAGACAGGUUUCCUUAGGAGCAAAGCAACUAUUUUGAUUAUUGACGUUUCUGUUUUGCUUUUAUGAAUUACCAUGUGUUCUUUCCCCAUUUCGCUCCUGCCUUUCACACCUUCAAUGUCCAUAAAAUACCCACCCACUUUGCUUCAAAACUUUGCAAACUAAGACACCUUUUCACAUGUUGGGUUCUAAGGUAUCCCCUGGAAAGUUCCCUAAGCUGUGAGCAGUAGUUCCAAAAAAAAAAAAAAAAACCCACUGCUGUCAGCAGUAGUUUAGCAAUUCAAUAAAGGAUGAUUGGGUUGUUGGGUGCCGUUGCAUCAAUUCUGACUCACAGGGACUGUAUAGGACAGCGUAGAACUGCCCCAUAGGGUUUCCUAGGUUUUUAGUCUUUACAGGAGCAGAUGGCCAGAUCUUUUCUUCCAUGGAGCCGCUGGUAGGUUCAAGCAGCCAAUGUUUUGGUUGGUAGCCAAGUGUUUAAUCAGUGUGCCACCAGGGCUCCUUUAGUUGUAGUUCAGCAAUCCAGCAAAGAAUGGUUAUAGCAGCAGAUGAGUAGAGACUUUUGUGCGUGUACUACUCAUUUUCACUUAAAAUGUGUUUAGUCAGAUAGACUGGAUAUAGGUUUAUUUUAAAGAGGAAUUUGCCAAAGACAGUUUCCUUGCUCUUAUUUAGAGGAUAAGUAGAAGUAAAUCACCUUCUUAAGGUAAUUCUGAUCAGCCUUUGACCUGUUCUAUAGGAAUGACUUGGGGUUACCAGCCAGUCCUUUCCAGUGAUCCGGGGACUUGUGUGUGUGUUGGGGAGGAUAGGUGGUAGCGCAGGUGCUCUCUGCCCUAGAUGGAAGCAGGGUCAGGGAGGCGAUGGUGGGACCAUCUAACCAACAAUCUCCAUUGCUGCCGUAAGAACAAAACCACGGGGCUCUAAUAGAGGGACUGGCCCAGGAGUGUGUUGAAUGCUGACUAAGAGGUGACACGACAGGGACCUCCACACAUGGUUUAGGUCGACUUUGCUCAUAGCUUCCUGGGAGCAAAGACUUGUAUCCCCAGAAAUCAGCUCUAUGGAGAGAGAGGCUGCUUUGGCACCAGUUUGAAGCAUUUAUGCCCAAAUGUCCUGUGCUCUCCAGUAAUUGAGCAUUGAAUGGAUACUACACCUGUUCUGGUUUAUGAAAAGAGGCAGGGCUUACACUCACCCCUCCCUCAAUUUAUUUAGAGAAACCAAAGUCAAAACUUGCCAUCAAGUCGAUUCUGAUUCAUAGCAACCUUAUAGGACAGAGUAGAACUGCCCUGUGGGGUUCCCAGGGAGUGGCUGGUGGUUUCAAACUGCUGACCCUUUGGUUAGCAGCCAGGCUCUUACCCAAUGUGCCACUAGGACUCCUAUUUAGGGAAAGAAGGGAGUAAGAUAUUAAUGGUUUAUGAAAACUAUCUGGCAAAAUACAAAGUCUAUGAAAUGGGCAGAUUUGGGUUCAUUUUCUCAGAAAAAGAAAUAGUGACAUUUGUCUAGUCCUUUCCAACUUACAAAGUACCUGAAUAUACAUUAUCUCCUUUAAUCUUCACUGCUGUAAAGCAAGUAUUAUUAAAUCCUCAUUUACCAGUAAAGAAACAGAACAGUUAGCUGUUGGUAGGCAGGAGGUUGGAGCUCAAACCCAGGUCCUCUGGUUCCAUCGCACAUUAUUUUCUUGCUAGGUUACAACGUGGAACCAGAGAACAAAGCUGUGGCUUUAGUUGACUGGGGUGUGCCCCGAUUUGGGUAGGAGAACUGAGGGAUAAGGGUCAGCAAGCCAGGAACUCUCCGGGAUUUGUUGUCAAAACUGUUUUAGACAGAAAUGGAGGAGGAAAGAAUCUAACCCUAAGACUUUUAUAAAAACCCUUUCCCUUUCCCCCCGCAUUUGAAAACUUUUUAAGAGUGAGUGUAGCUGGAACACAACUGGGUCCAGCCAUUCUCCCACCACCACAUGUUUCCAGAUGUUUGACCAGAGGAGGGACUGCUCAAUUCUAGCUGUGAGUCCCUUGGCAUUUACAUCACUUGUUUUUCAGCUCUCAGUUUUCUCUUUCUUCCUUCCAAGAUCCAGCGUAGGCCUCGGUGUAGAACCAAUCAUUUUAAAACAAAGUCUCGAGUUACUUAGCUGCAGGUGAUGGCCUCAGUCACUCUGGAAUGAGAGUUUGCUCCUUAACCAGUAAUUUCCAUAAUGAACAUUCACGGGCCCCAAAGCGAAUGCCUAUUUCUCACCCACUUGCCCAGGAGGAGAAGGCCAAGUUGUAAGGGAGGGACGGAAAGCUAGCUCCAUGUCUGGGGGCAGGGAGGUGGCGAUUUUGUUCACCUUUGGAGAAUCGCUUAUUAAAUAGAGGGGUCUCUUAGACUUUUGACCUCUCCUAGCGAUGGCGGGGAAGCGGAGGUCUCCUGAGCUCACAAGUUCCACACUCAUUAACUUUCAGGAGUGGCACAUCACCCACUAAAAUUUGUUGAUGGAAGGGAGUCCCAGAGAUGGGCUUUAAACUAGUAUUUUAGGUUGAGAUUCUCUCCGUGUUUGGACUUGCAGAUGUGUACAGGGCCACCAGGCUAGGAGGGGGAAGGUACUUGUUGAGGGGCAAAUAAGUGGGAGGCUGGGGUGUGCCCCAUCCCUAUUCUCCUCACCUCCAGCCUCUUCCACAAAAGCCUGCCAGGGAAGAUUGACAGGGCUCUCUCGGGCUCACCUCCAUGUCCACCCACAGGGGCGCGGUGUGGCUUUAAGCGCUGGCCUCGUCAAACCCUCCAGCCAGCUUGUCUGUUGUCCAGUUCCCUCAAUGUGUGGCAUCCCUGCCCUGCAUAAUUUAGGGAUUAGAGCUAAAUGCAUCUGUCACUUUCCUCUGUCUGGAGGCUGUGAAAUGUCCAGACUUUUUCAGAAUAGUGGAGAGAAGAAAUGUUGCAUAACUGAGCGGAGGCUUGGAGCUGCCGAGAUGUGGUGGGGCUGGGACCAGCCACUCCCUCUGAGCAGUCAGUCGGGCAGCUGUCAGGCAGUCGAAGAAUGAGUCUCAGAUGCAGUAUCAGUUUAGUUUUGAGUUUCAAACAAAAUUGGAGAGUUGGGACAACAGCAUUGUGCCAGGCUUGCUUUACCUCCUUAAUCCUUCCAACAGUUUUGUGGGGCAGGUGGUGUCAUCCUGGGCAGCCACCUUUAUCAGAGCAUAGCAGUGUCCCACCCCUCACACCUGAGCCCUCAGAGCGCUUCACACCCGUUCAGAACAAGCUCUCACUGGUGCCUGGGUAUUGGCGGCAGAAAGAAGCAGACAUGGGCAUUCCCAGAGAGCCCCAGCCUCAUUAGAGGCAACUUUCCCUCCAGACUUCUUUCCAUAGAUUUACACCCAGAAAAAUGAUGACCUUGGUCUUUUCUUCUCCCUCCCUUCUAUGGAAGGGUCAGUAACAGAACCCCAGUAACACUAGGGGUCAGGCAGAACACUGGAAAGGCGGAGGUAAGCCAGGGACUCCUGCCAUCAUUGGGGCAGGAGCCUGGGGCAGCUGUAGUUCGUCUUUAGGCAACCAGGUUGUGGUGACUCUGGACAGUCCCCACGAGCAGAGGAGACAGACAGCCGGUCGGACAGUGCUCUGAACGGUCUAAGCCGGGAGCAUAUGUUCAGUGCAGAAGGUUGACUAAUGGAUAAACUGCAAACUUGUAAAGACUUCCACCAUGUAAAGAAUGUAUGCAAAUUAAAGUUUUGUAAAGAAAGUUUUUACAUUUUGCAAUUAAAAGUGUGUGUGUUGGUUGAUUAA